This is a messenger RNA of Vicugna pacos (alpaca), 7533 nucleotides long. NCBI's taxonomy places the organism in Eukaryota, Metazoa, Chordata, Mammalia, Artiodactyla, Camelidae. The record is from RefSeq and is a predicted model, not a curated record.
UCAGGCGGCGCGCCCUGAUUGGUCGGCACAGACCGGCCCCUUCCUCCUAGCUCCACGCUUUCAGGGCGUUGCAUCACCUCUGGACACCUCUGGUGUAGCUGCGGCUCCUUUCGGGGUGCUCCAGCCCGGAGGCCCCUCAGUAACAAAAUGGUUCAACAAGUGCCAGAAAACAUCGAUUUUCCUGCUGAAGAAGAGAAAAUCUUGCAGUUUUGGUCCGAAUAUAAUUGUUUUCAAGAAUGCUUAAAGCAAUCAAAACAUAAGCCAAAAUUUACCUUCUAUGAUGGGCCUCCUUUUGCAACUGGACUGCCUCACUAUGGACAUAUACUUGCAGGGACAAUUAAAGAUAUAGUUACAAGAUACGCUCACCAGAGUGGGUUUCACGUUGACAGAAGAUUUGGAUGGGAUUGUCAUGGUUUACCUGUGGAAUACGAAAUUGAUAAGACACUGGAAAUCAGAGGACCAGAGGAUGUAGCCAAAUUGGGGAUUGCAGAGUAUAACAGCCAGUGCCGAGCAAUUGUGAUGCGAUAUUCUGCUGAGUGGAAGUCUACUAUUACCAGACUUGGUCGAUGGAUUGACUUUGACAAUGACUACAAAACUCUGUAUCCACAAUUCAUGGAAUCCGUAUGGUGGGUCUUCAAACAACUCUACAAUAAAGGCCUUGUUUACAGAGGUGUGAAAGUCAUGCCCUUCUCCACUGCAUGCAACACUCCGCUCUCCAACUUUGAAUCUCACCAGAAUUACAAGGAUGUUCAAGAUCCUUCAAUAUUUGUAACUUUCCCUUUGGAGGAAGAUGAAAACGUGUCCUUGGUUGCUUGGACGACAACUCCCUGGACUCUGCCUAGUAACCUUGCCCUGUGUGUUAAUCCAGAUAUGCAGUAUGUGAAAAUUAAAGAUGUUGCCAGAGGAAAAUUACACAUUUUAAUGGAAGCCAGAUUACCAGCCCUCUAUAAAUUAGAGAGUGACUAUGAGAUCCUUGAAAGAUUUCCUGGUGCCUAUCUCAAAGGCAAGAAAUACAGGCCUCUGUUCGACUACUUUGUGAAGUAUAAAGAGAACGGUGCCUUUACUGUGCUGGUUGACAACUAUGUGAAGGAGGAAGAAGGCACUGGGGUUGUACACCAAGCUCCGUACUUCGGUGCUGAUGACUAUCGGGUCUGCAUGGACUUCAACAUCAUCCAGAAAGACUCUCUCCCUAUUUGCCCUGUGGAUGCUUCGGGCUGCUUCACGGCGGAAGUGACGGAUUUUGCAGGACAAUAUGUGAAGGAUGCUGACAAAAAUAUCAUCCGGACCCUGAAGGAGCAAGGCCGACUGCUUGUUGCCAGCACUUUCACCCACAGCUACCCUUUCUGCUGGAGGUCAGACACUCCCCUCAUUUACAAAGCAGUGCCCAGCUGGUUCAUCCGAGUGGAGCACAUGGUGGACCAGCUGCUGAGGAACAACGAUCUGUGUUACUGGGUCCCAGAGUUUGUUCGAGAAAAGCGAUUUGGAAAUUGGCUAAAAGAUGCACGUGACUGGGCAAUUUCCAGAAACAGAUACUGGGGCACCCCGAUCCCACUGUGGGUCAGUGAUGACUUCGAGGAGGUAGUAUGCAUUGGGUCAGUGGCUGAGCUUGAAGAACUGUCAGGAGUGAAGAUCUCAGAUCUCCACAGAGAGAGCAUUGACCAUUUGACCAUUCCUUCACGCUGUGGGAAGGGACUGCUGCGUCGCGUCUCUGAAGUGUUUGACUGUUGGUUCGAGAGUGGCAGCAUGCCCUAUGCUCAGAUUCAUUAUCCAUUUGAAAACAAGAGGGACUUUGAGGAUGCAUUUCCUGCAGACUUCAUUGCUGAAGGCAUUGACCAGACCCGAGGAUGGUUUUACACCCUGCUGGUGCUGGCCACAGCUCUCUUUGGACGGCCGCCAUUCAAAAACGUGAUCGUGAACGGGCUCGUCCUGGCAAGUGAUGGCCAAAAAAUGAGCAAACGAAAAAAGAACUACCCAGACCCACUUUCAAUCAUCCAUAAAUACGGUGCCGACGCCCUCAGAUUAUAUCUGAUUAACUCCCCUGUGGUGAGAGCAGAAAACCUCCGCUUUAAGGAAGAGGGUGUCCGAGAUGUCCUGAAGGAUGUCCUGCUCCCUUGGUACAACGCCUAUCGCUUCUUCAUCCAGAACGUCCUGCGGCUACAGAAGGAGGAAGAAAUGGAGUUCCUUUACAAAGAGAACAUGGUUAAAGAAAGUGCCAACAUCACGGACCGGUGGAUCCUGUCCUUUAUGCAGUCACUUGUUGGGUUCUUUGAGACGGAAAUGGCAGCUUACAGGCUCUAUACCGUGGUUCCUCGCCUGGUCAAGUUUGUGGAUGUUCUGACUAAUUGGUAUGUCAGGAUGAACCGCAGGCGAUUAAAGGGUGAAAAUGGGGUAGAGGAUUGUGUUCUGGCCCUGGAAACCUUGUUUAGUGUUCUGCUCUCUCUGUGCAGACUCAUGGCCCCCUAUACCCCUUUUCUUACUGAAUUGAUGUACCAGAAUCUAAAGCUGCUGAUUGACCCUGUUUCUGUCCGGGACAAGGACACAUUGAGUAUCCACUACCUCAUGCUGCCCCCUGUUAGAGAGGAGCUGAUUGACAAGAAAACCGAGAGUGCAGUGUCUAGAAUGCAGUCUGUGAUUGAACUUGGGCGAGUGAUUCGAGACCGCAAAACUAUUCCAAUAAAGUAUCCUUUGAAAGAAAUUGUAGUAAUCCAUCAGGACCCGGAAGCUCUUAAUGAAAUUAAGUCUCUGGAGAAGUAUAUCAUUGAGGAAUUGAAUGUUCGAAAAGUUACGCUGUCUACAGAUAAAAACAAGUAUGGCAUUCGCCUGAGGGCGGAGCCAGAUCACAUGGUCUUAGGGAAGCGUCUGAAGGGAGCCUUCAAGAUGGUGAUGACAUCCAUCAAGCAGCUGAGCAGUGAGGAGCUGGAGCGGUUCCAGGAGAGUGGGACCAUUGUCGUGGAAGGCCAUGAACUGCACGAAGAAGACAUCCGUCUCAUGUACACCUUUGAUCAGGCUGCAGGUGAAACGACACAGUUUGAAGCUCACUCAGAUGCGCAGGCUUUGGUUCUCUUAGACGUCACCCCUGACCAGGCAAUGGUGGAUGAAGGAAUGGCUCGGGAAGUCAUCAAUCGCAUCCAGAAACUCCGCAAAAAGUGCAAUCUCGUUCCAACUGAUGAAAUAACAGUUUAUUAUAAAGCAAAUUCUGAAGGAAAGUAUCUGAAUAAUGUUAUCAAAAGCCACACAGAGUUCAUAUUUGCCACCAUAAAGUCUCCUUUGAAACCAUAUCCUGUUCCUACAUCAGAUAAAAUCCUUAUUCAAGAAAAAAUGCAGUUAAAAGGGUCUGACCUGGAACUUACACUCACCAGAGGAUCAUCCACGCCUGGCCCAGCUUGUGCGUAUGUCAAUCUUAACAUCUGUACAAAUGGCAGUGAGCAGAAUAAGAGUGGAGUAUUGCUUCUGGAAAAUCCAAAAGGCGAUAAUAGGUUGGACCUUUUAAAGCUGAAGAAUGUUGUUACUAGCAUUUUUGAUGUAAAAAACACAGAGCUGGCUGUCUUCCAUGGUGAAACAGAAAUAAAGAACCAAACCAACUUACUGAGUCUGAAUGGAAAAACACUUUGUGUGACCGGAGGAUCAACUCCCGCUGUGAUCGACAGUCCUAGUGCUCUUCUCUGUCAAUAUAUCAACCUGCAGCUCUUGAAUGCAGACCCCCAAGUCUUUAGUGAACCUGUGCCCCUGGGCUGUGACCGUCACAGGUGUCAGCUUUUUACUAUUUCCUCUUUAUAUGGGAAAGGAAGGUUACAGGGGGUAGAGCUGACCAUUUCCCUUUCCCCAGUGUCAGGGCCUCAUCGUCUGUUGAGAACAGCCUGUCUGCAGCCUGUAUCCCUCCGCCAAGACUGUCUUCAUGAACAGCCCCUUGAUGCUGUUCUCCUGCUCAGAUCCUCCAAGGCUCACCAUUGUCUAAUGCUUCAGGGUCUGCACAAGACUUUUUCACUCUCCGACACAGUUGGUUCUUUCAUUACGAAAAUGAUUUCUUUAAAGCUUUUUCUUUCCAUUCUAGAAAUUACAGAAGAAAUCCCCAUGAAGAGUUUGAACACGAAGACUGUGUAUGUUUCUGUGUUACCGACGACAGCAGACUUCUAACAUUGUUAUCAGUGUGUUUCAGUCAGCCUUUCCCUGGCACAUCCCUGUCCCCUGCGCGCGUGUGCGUGUGCGCACACACACAUACACACACAGAAGAUAUUUCCUUCAGGUGCAUGUAUAAUAUGCUGCUUUUGGUCUAAAAUUGAAAUGGGAUUGAUUCAUCAGGUGACUUGAGAAUUUACAGUAGUAUUCACACUCAACCUUAAACACCUAUGCAUUCAUGCUGGGGGGAGUUACAAUGUUACCUCAGCACUUCACAGUAUAUUUCUGUACUUGAAUUUUUAAGUAUAGAACACAGAAGUGGUUUAAAUGGUACAGUAUAUAUAUUAUAUCAUCCUAUGGCCUUUCAAAACUUAUUUGAGAUCACUUGAAGGAAUGGACAAUGUUAUAUAUUUUCGCUACCUGCGUUUUCCUGCAUAAUUUGAUGGAAUAUUUUAAGUUUCAGUAAAUCAAACCAAUAAACUUUCUCUCAGAUAAUACAUAUGUUAGAAGUAAUUCAUUCUCCCAUAGUUCAGUGACACUUGGAAUUUGUAAUCUUUAAAGAACACAAAAGCUUAACAGUAACUCCUGCAUAUAUAAGACAGUAGACUUAAACAUCUAAUUUGACUUCUUCCCAAAAUCCUUUGUCAAAGAAGCACAUGCCAAGACAAAAUUAGAUGUGCAAGAAUUUAUUGGGGGAAACAUACAUAAAAGAUAAAGGAGAGAGGGAGAGGGCAAAGGGAGAGGCAGCCUUCAGAAAGAGUCCAGAGUUAGGCAGAAAUGACCUGGCUUUGUGCUCGAGCCUUGCUCACUCAGGGGCUGGGAGCAGCUGGGGGGACCGUGACCUCAGCAUAAUUGAUCUGUGGAUCUGAAAAUGUGGUAGCUAGGGGCUGCCAAUCAGCUGUACCCCUUACAUCAGAUUCUCCUGAAAGGAGCUCUGAAUGAUACAUCUCUGGCUGCUGGAGUAAGUGCAUUCAAAUCCAAACCCACAAAAUUGGAGGAAACCGAACAAAAUAACAGGUGUUGUCAAGGAUCAGAGAAACUGGAACCCUUCUGCACUGUUGGUAGGAAUGUAAAGUCUUACGGUCACUAUGGAAAUCAGUAUAGAGGUUCUCAAAAAUUAAAAGUAGAAUUAUCAUAUGAUCCAGCAAUCCAUUUCUGGGUAUAUAUCCAAAAGAAUUGAAAGCAGAUUUUUGAAGAGAUAUUUGCACACUCAGCUUCAUUGCAGCAUUAUUCACAACAGCCAAGAGAUGGAGCUACCCAAAUGUCCACUGGGGGAUAAACAGAUAAGGGAAAUGUAAUAUAUACAUACAACUGAAUAUUAUUCAGACUUUAAAAAGAAUGAGCCUUGAGGACAUUAAACAAAGUGAAAUAACCCCGUCACAAAAAGACAAGUGCUGUGUGAUUCCACUUGUUUUAAGGUACCUAGAAUAAUCAUAUUCACUGAAACAAAAUGCUGCAGGGAGAGAAAUGGGGAGCUGCUGGAUGGGAAUAGUUUCAGUUUUGCAAGAAGGAAAAGUUCUAGAAGUCUCUUGCACAGCCAUGUGAAUAUAGUUAACACUGCUAAACUGGAUCCUUAGAAAUAGCUAAGUUGGUAAAUUUUAUGUUAUUUUUACCAAUUAAGAGUUUUUUUAAAUGUCAAAGGAAUAGAAGCCAAACUCAAAGAGCUCCCAGUGGCCAAAGCUGAAACAAUUUGAACAAAAAUAUAAUUUAGUAUUGAAUUAAAAUCCAAAGUACAAAAUAAAUAUCCAUGAGUACGUGCUGAUAUAAAUGAUUGAAUAAACAGAAAUGAGGCAAAUCUCCUGUAUAAAAUUCCAAAUAAUUUGUAUAGAUACUUCCUCUCAAUGUGGUGUACAUUAAAUCUGCACACCUUGAGAGUGGGCUAUACUUCAUGAAUUCAGAAGAGUAUGGAAAGGGGGCAGAUAGUAACUUCACAGUUUAGAAACCUGGCAGACUCUACCUGGGGCAGGUUAAUACCAGUCAUGAUAGCGCACACUCUCGCUAGGACUUGGUGAGAUUGGUACUUGACAUCUGGUUGUCCUCUCAAGCACUUACAACCCCAGUCUCACCAUGAGAAAAACAGGGCAAACCCAAAGUGAGAGACAUUCUACCAGUACCUGACUCUUCAAAAUUCAAGGUUAUCAAAAACAAAGAAUGUUUGAGAAACUCACAGACCGGAGGGGACAAAGCAGAUAUAAUGGCUAAAUAUGAUGUGGCGUUGUAGAUGUGAUCUAGGAACAGAAAAAGGUCUAAAGAGGAAAACGUAUGAGAUCCAAAUAAAGUACAGAGGUUAGUUAACAAUAUUGUAUCAUUGUUGAUUUAAUAAUUGUGAUGAAAAAUGUACCAUGAUAAUGUAAGAUGUUUACAGUAGGGCAAACUGUGUGUGGAAUAUGUGGAAACUGUACUGUCUUUUCUAUAAAUCUGAAACUAUUCUAAAAUUAAAAGGUUUUCUUUUAAUAAAUAGAAAAUGUGAAAUUUAAAAUCUAUUUGUAAUAGCAUCAAAAAAUAUGAAAUACUCAGGGAUAAAUUUGACCAAAGAUGUGCAGUAACUAUAACCUGAAAAUUAUAAAAUAUUUCUCAGAGAUAAUAAAACCUAUGUAAUUGAAAGAGGUAUGUUUGUAUUAGCUUGGGCUGCCAAUAACAAAAUGCCGCAGGCUGGGUGGCUUAGACAGCAGACUUAUUUUCUUAACAGUUCUGGAGGCUGAUAGUCCAGCAUCAGCAAGUCUGCAAGUAUGGGUUCUCCUGAGGGUUCUUACUGUGUCAUCAUGUCAUCGUGUCCUCACAUGGCUUCUCUGGGUGUGUGAACUCCUGGUGUCUUUUCUUGUCAGGGCACUGGUCCUGUUGGAUUAGGGCCCCACCCUCACGACCUCAUUUAACUUAAUUACAUUUAUAAAGGAUCUACCCCCAAAUACAGUCACAUGGGCAGUAGAUCGUCAACAUUUGAAUUUUGAGAAAAUAACUCAGUUCACAACAAUUUUCAUGGAUUCAAAGACUCAGUAUUGUUAAAUUAAGCUAACGAUGCUCCCAAGUUGAUCUAUAGAUUUGAUGUGAUCCCAAACAAAAUCCCCGGAGGAUUUUUUUAAGUAACAUUAGUUCAUUAUAAAUUUUAUGUAGAAAUGCAGAGGCUUUUAAGACCCAAAUAAAUUUUACAAAGUUGGAGGAUUUGAAUAACCUGAUAUUACAAGAUUUAUAGAACUAAAUAAUUAAGACUGGAAUUGGCAUAAAGGUAACAAAUAGAUCAUUAGGGCAGAACAGAAUCCAGAAAUAGACCUACACAUAUAUUUUUAAUUAAUUUUUUUUAAUGAUUCCAAGGACGACAAUGGGAAAAGGAUAAACUUUUCCCCGACAUGGUGCUGGAAUGAGAGGAUUGUCACAGACGUAGACACAAAGAGAACCUUGAUCUAUACCUCUCCAUAUGGU